This is a messenger RNA of Medicago truncatula (barrel medic), 1779 nucleotides long. Its product is annotated as transcription factor bHLH113. Lineage: Eukaryota; Viridiplantae; Streptophyta; Magnoliopsida; Fabales; Fabaceae. Bases 364 to 1221 code for a protein of 285 amino acids. The transcript is spliced from 5 exons. The record is from RefSeq and is a predicted model, not a curated record. Gene Ontology annotation, cellular component: nucleus. Gene Ontology annotation, molecular function: RNA polymerase II cis-regulatory region sequence-specific DNA binding; DNA-binding transcription factor activity, RNA polymerase II-specific; protein dimerization activity. Gene Ontology annotation, biological process: regulation of transcription by RNA polymerase II.
GUCAUUGGAGAGUAAAACACACAGUUUUCUCGGGCCAGGUGGGUUUGACCGUUGCUUUGCCGAAUACCGAAACUCUUCUUGGAAACAGCCCACUCAGCCAACCCAAUUCUUUCUUGUAACGCCUCUCUCAUUUACUACUUACUAACUUCACAUUUUUUGAUUUUGAGUAUAGUUUCACUUUCACACAUAUAUCAUCACAAACACAAACGUGCUUACAAAUGUCUCUCACCCUCACUGCCACUUAUUAACACUUUGUUUUUCUCUCUUUUAAAUAACCCUCUUGUUCUUUCAUUUUCUCUUCCAUAAAACCCUCCUACAUUUCCUUUUCAACCUUUGAAAUCAUCAAUCCCAUUUCAACUUGUAAUGGAAACCAAAGAUGAACUUCAAGUAAUGGACCAUUUGACCAUACCAACAACAACAUCUGGGACCAGUUUCUCUCAGUUACUAUUAGGUGAUGAUGAUAAUGAUCAUAAUCCAUUAGGUCUUGAUGUGGACCAAACUUUUUCCACCUCUCUUUUCUCUCUUCACAACACACCCAAAAUGCUUUGUUUUGGUGACUAUCAAAAUGAAAUUCAUGAAACAACCACCAACUUAAUAUUAACUCCUCAGAAAUCUAUUAUCACUUCAAGUGAUUCUUCUUCUGCUUCUUCAUGCAACCACCAAACCAACACUGGUUUCAAUUCUUUGACAACAACUAAAUCCAAUAGUUUGCAGAAAAAGCGGAAUGGGUCAGGAGGACAAGAACUUGGGACAAAGGCAGGUGUUGGAGGGCAGAAAGGUCCUAAAAAGACCAAAGGAGACAACCCCACCUCAACUGGACAUGCAAAGCCGAAAAAAGAGAAGCUAGGUGAACGAAUUGCAGCGUUACAACAACUUGUUUCACCCUUUGGCAAGACUGAUACAGCUUCGGUGCUUCACGAGGCUACUGGUUACAUAAGAUUCUUACAUGAUCAAGUUCAGGUUCUGUGCUCUCCAUACUUGCAACCUUCACAAGUUCAAUUUCAAAAUCACCCUGGGGACGGAGAUAACAAUGUCAAUAUCAAUGUCAAUGAAAUUGAAGAGAUAGGAGAAGAAGUGAAGAAUGAUUUGAGGAGCAGAGGUUUGUGUUUGAUCCCUGUUGGAUGCACCUUACACGUGGCAAGUAGUAACGGUGCUGAUUUUUGGUCACCUGCUUCAAUAGGGAACAAUGUUUCAUCUUCAACUAUUACUACUAAGCAGUAAUAAUAAAUCAUCAAAUAGUAUAAAUCAUCAAUGAGUACUUUUUAUAUAAAAAAAAAAAAAAAAAGUUGAAUAUUUUGAAAAAUGGGUUUCUAUGUCUGCUCAAAUUGGAGUUGUACUCAAUAUGACAUUGACAGCUUAUUUUGAUAUGGAAAGGAAGGAUGAGAAGGUAAAGUAUUUAGAAAAGGUAAAGAGGGAUUAACAAUUAACAAGAAUAGUUUAAAGUUCACACAUGGGGUACAAAUGAAAUGUCAUGAUUUUGUCCUUAAUCAUGUAUCAUCAGUUUUUUUGGGGUCACCUCUAUAUAUUCCUAUAGAAAGAAGGAAAUAUUUUAUGUAGGAUUUAGGUAUGUGUGUAGCCUUGAACUAGGAGUUUAGGAUGCCGAUAUAUUUUACUUUGUCUAUGUAUAUUUCGGUAGGCAAUGAAAAAGAAAUACAACUAUGAAGCCUUUAAAAUGUUUAAAUUUUUCAUUUCAUGUAUGUACGGCGAAUUAGUUUAGUUUAUUUCCUAAUGUUGGAGCUCACAUCAUAAAUAUGGAGAAGUGUGGAGUGAGAUUUGAAA